Fusarium subglutinans is the source of this 1923-nucleotide messenger RNA. Its product is annotated as ethionine resistance. Gene Ontology annotation, cellular component: membrane. Lineage: Eukaryota; Fungi; Ascomycota; Sordariomycetes; Hypocreales; Nectriaceae. The transcript has 4 exons. The record is from RefSeq and is a predicted model, not a curated record. Gene Ontology annotation, molecular function: xenobiotic transmembrane transporter activity; antiporter activity. Bases 1 to 1923 code for a protein of 640 amino acids. Gene Ontology annotation, biological process: xenobiotic detoxification by transmembrane export across the plasma membrane.
AUGGAUCCAAUAGGACGAGGAGCUGGAGUCUCGCCCUAUGGCACUCCUCGUGGCGCUGGCGCACAUCCUGCGCUAUCAUCUUCAUGGCGUGUGGGCUCGCCUCUAGCUGAGGCUGCUCUGGCUGCAGAUCUUGCGGCAUGCUCGGAUGACGAGUUCGAAGACAACGCGAUUGACGACGAUGUCUCUGUGUCGGACCUUCAGGGCGACCCCAUCAUGUACCGUCGACCCAGUGGUGUUGCUUUUGGAGGCUCACGACCCAUUAUGAACCCUCAGACGUAUGAUGAGCCAGGCCUGACAGCUCUAGAGAGAAAACAGUCUCGUAAUGCUGAGCGUAGCUUGCUACGAGAUAACCAUGUUCUUCCCCCAAAGCACGGAUAUCGACAGGAGCAUGGGCUUUUUACUCGCAUCUAUCGUCGUCUUUUUAGUACAAAGAUUGCGCGGGAUGAAGAAGAGACGCCUGCUGUAACUGUGCAGCCUCCUGGCGAAACAGACCCUCUCUUGGGUCACCGUGAUGACGGUCUUUUACCCGAGCACCUCAACGAUACUUGGGAGCACGCUGUUGCUGAACAUCGAAUCAAGACCACUUGGCAGCGAGAGGCCAAGACCAUCAUGACCUAUUCCGCACCACUCAUCGUCACCUUCUUGUUGCAAUACUCCAUUAAUGUCACCAGUAUCUUUGCUGUUGGGCGAAUUGGCAAGCUCGAGCUUGGUGCUGUUUCAUUGGCCAACAUGACCGCCGCUAUUACUUGUCUGGCGCCUUUUCAGGGCCUUGCUACAUCUCUCGACACUCUAUGCGCGCAAGCAUAUGGAUCUGGCCAUAAGCACCUCGUUGGGCUUCAGUUUCAGCGAAUGACUUGUUUCUUGUUCGUGCUCGGUUUCCCUGUCGCUGGUCUGUGGUAUUUUUCCGAAGGUAUCAUUAGAGCCAUUGUACCAGAACCCGAAUCGGCAAAGCUUGCUGGUAUGUAUCUCAGGGUCAUGAUCUUCAGUAUUCCGGGAUUCAUCCUGUUUGAGGGUGGUAAGCGAUUUACUCAAGCUCAGGGUCUCUUCCGCGCUACGACUUAUGUUCUCCUGAUUGUUGCACCCUUCAACGUCUUCCUCAGCUGGCUCUUGGUUUGGAAGUUACAAUGGGGUUUCAUUGGAGCUCCUACAGCUGUGGCCAUCAGUACCAACCUUCUCCCCAUCUUCCUCUUCUUGUAUGUCCGCUUCGUGGAUGGACGACAAUGCUGGGGCGGAUUUAGCCGACGGGCUCUCAGCAACUGGUGGAUCAUGAUUCGGCUUGCUCUGCCCGGUAUGAUCAUGGUCGAGGCAGAGUGGCUGGCUUUCGAGAUCCUCACGCUCCUCUCAAGCCGAUUUGGCCCCGAGUAUCUUGCUGCUCAGAGUGUGGUGACAACCAUUACAACACUCUCAUACGAGAUCCCAUUCCCUAUGUCAAUUGCUGCCUCAACUCGUAUUGCCAACUUGAUUGGUGCUGGUCUUGUUGAACCUGCCAAGAUGACUGGUGUCGUGGCUUUUGUUGCUGCUUGUAUCAUCGGAAUGUUCAACCUGACUCUUUACACAACUCUGCGCUAUCAGCUACCGCUGUUGUUCACCAAGGACGACGAUGUUAUUGAUCUUGUUGCAGCAGUCAUGCCGAUCGUGUCGGUUAUGCAAGUCUUUGAUGGUCUUGCAGCAGGUGCUCACGGACUGCUCCGAGGUAUUGGAAAGCAGUCGAUUGGCGGCCCUGCCAACAUUAUCGCGUACUACGCCCUCUCUCUUCCGUGCUCGCUUGCCCUGGCCUUUGGCCUUGACUGGAAACUGAAGGGACUAUGGCUCGGUGUCACGGUUGGAACUAUGUCCGUCGCAUCGAUUGAGUAUAUUUACCUACUCCGAACCGACUGGCACAAAGCUGCCGAGGAAGCCGCCCUUCGAAACGCUGCUGGUUAG